Molecule: messenger RNA, 1381 nt
Organism: Rosa rugosa (rugosa rose)
Lineage: Eukaryota; Viridiplantae; Streptophyta; Magnoliopsida; Rosales; Rosaceae
Exons: 9
Coding region: 330-1148 (272 amino acids)
Cellular component (GO): membrane
Source: RefSeq, a predicted model, not a curated record
CCACCAAAUAGUCAGAAGAAGAAACCAAACAUAAAUUUCCAGAAAUAACUGAAACAGAUAACGAUUUCAAUUCAAUUCAAUUUGCCAAUUCCCAAUUCCCAAGUUGUUGCAAUCAGGAUAAUAGAAACAGAGCAGAAAAGGCCAACAGAGACAGAGACAGGUUGGAAUUGGAUAGAAAGAAAGAAAGGAGGGGAGGAAGGUCUCGCAUUUUUGGAGGGACACCCAAUCUGGCAAACCUUGGGGGCCUGAGGCCUCGUUUGCCGUUGAAGCAACCCAACAUAUACGACCCAGAUAGCGAGGAGUGUAGGCCUUGGCGUCGCAGGAUUUCUAUGGCUCUCACAUGGGGCUCCGCGCUGAGGAUCACACUCCUUCUCCUCCUCCUCGCCGCUGUUGCCACCGCCUGUUUCACUCUCCCUGUUGAAAAGAUUUUGAAGGACUUCUUAUUAUGGGUUGAUAAGGAUCUUGGCCCAUGGGGUCCAUUUGUGCUGGCCGUUGCAUACAUUCCUUUAACGGUCUUGGCAGUACCAGCUUCAGUACUUACCCUCGGUGGUGGUUAUCUUUUUGGCCUGCCUGUCGGCUUUGUUGCCGACUCAAUUGGUGCCACUAUAGGUGCAGGGGCUGCAUUCCUUCUUGGCAGAACUAUUGGGAGAUCAUUCGUCAUUUCCAAGUUGAAGGAUUAUCCUCAGUUUCGUGCAGUUGCGAUUGCAAUCCGAAAAUCUGGAUUUAAGAUUGUUUUGCUGCUUCGUCUUGUUCCCUUACUUCCAUUCAACAUGUUAAAUUACCUCCUGUCGGUGACUCCUGUUCCAAUUGGAGAAUACAUGCUUGCUUCAUGGUUAGGAAUGAUGCCGAUAACACUUGCACUAGUAUAUGUUGGAACAACUCUCAAGGAUCUUUCUGAUGUGACUCAUGGUUGGGGUGAAUUUUCGAAGACCCGUUGGGCUGUCAUCAUACUGGGCCUUGUAGUAUCCGUGAUUCUAAUGUUUCUUGUUACAAGAGUUGCCAAGGCUGCUUUGGAAAAAGCCUUGGCUGAAAAUGAGGAUCUUGAUAUCAUAACGCCACCUGAGUUACCUGUUUCUGAUACACCUGGUCAUCUCGACCAGCCGCUUUUAAUCAAGAUAGAUCCCUCUGAAGACCAUCAUGAAAAAUGAAAUCCGUGUUCUCUGUAAAUUCUUCUUCUACCUACCUUCUUUCACAGUGCUAUGCCUAAUUUAUACUUCAGGAUGUGGUACUUUUUAUUUAUGACUUGUACAGUCUCCCCAUCUUUUUAGAUUGUAAUUUUGGACAAACAAGGCUUAUUUGACAACCAAGAUUGUGUUAUUUAAGUGUAGUUUGUUUUUCCAAGUUGAAAUAAAAUAUUAAAAGAAAAAUCAGUUGAGAUCAA